AUGAUGGCUUUCAAUCCAGCGAUUGCUUUUAAUCCGGUAAGUUUUGGGCAAGGGGGCACUGUAUUUUGGCACAUUUUUUUGAGGGGAUUUUUGUUGUUGAAAAAAAUAGAACCUAGAUUUCUAGAAAAAAAAUUCGUAGCUAAUUUUGUGUACUGUACUUUUCAAGUCCAAAAUUUAAUUUAGCUCAAAAAAUGUUUGAGCCCUAGACUUAACCCAAAAUAUUUUAGACCAUAUUUUUAAAGCUUGAAAAAUUCCCUUAAAUUUGUUAAACCUCAGAUUUAUCCUAACAUUUUUUGCCUAAAACUUGGUCUUAAAAUUUUUGAGCAUUAGAUAUAGAUCCUAAACUGAGACCUAUAAUUUGGCCUUCUGAAAAUUUUUAGACCAAAUUUUUUGAAGCUCUAAAUUUACCCUAAUUGAAUAAUAUUGGCUUAAAAUUUGGCCAGCUAUAAAUAUUAUUUGAACUUUAAUUUGACCAUCUAAUUUUUUGUGAACAAAAAUUUUUGAUCUACCGAAAAUUCUCGAAAAACUGAUCUACCUGAUUCUAAAUUUCUACUUUCCAAAAAAAACAUGUCUCCAAUUUUUUCCACCUCAAAACCCAUUCUCAAAAUUCCAGCUGCUCACCCCAACCACCGCCAAAUCGGAAAACUCCUCUCCACCCGCCUCCAACCUGCUCUCCGCCACAACAACUCCAACAACCGGCGCCACACCAGCUCCACCAACUCCACAAGAGCAACAAAUGCGAUUCCUCGCCGCUGCUGCCGCCGCCGCUUCGAAUCCGCUUCUCCAACAAUUCCAAAUCCCACCACCGCAAGCAAUGAUGGCGCAAGCGUUGGCAGCGCAAGCACAAGGCGGUCUCGGUUUUCCAGUGGUUUUUCCGCCAGGUUUAGGACAGGUUAGUGACUUCUUAUCUCAAAAAAAACGACGGGAGCCCCCAGCAGCGCAAUAAUCCUCCCUUUUUUGUUCACCACCGACAAAUAAUAACAACAGCAGAGAAAAAAGGUAUACGGUAGGAGGCAAUGUUGAUUUAACGUCGUCAAAAUUAAAUAACACGAUUUUGAUGUGUUGUAUCCUAUCUAUCUUUUCAAAUACAUAUAUUUAUUUGAUUCUUCUCCCCAAUUUUUUUUGUGUUGUUGUAUCGUACAUGGAUAGAUUGAUAUAACAAACAUAAUAAAACACUAAAAACAAUUAUGAUGAUGAUAUAAUAAAAAUGUGUGGGGCGAGAACAUUGGGGCAGAUGAUAGGGGGGAAAUAUUUCGAAAUUUGGGCAUAGCUUCCGCGUCCCACCUGAAAUGCCCAGAAAAUCAUAGAAAUCUCGGAUUUUUCUGAAAUUUCAGCUUGAAAUUCCAGGAAAAUGCGAAAAUCUAUGAUUUUUUGCGCAAUUUCAGAAUUUUAUUCAAAAUUUGGGCAUAGCUUCCGCGUUCCACCUGAAAUGCCCAAAAAAUCAUAGAAACUUCAAAUUUUCCUGGAAUUUCAGCUUGAAGUUCCAGGAAAAUUCGAAAAACUAUAAUUUUUUGCGCGAUUUCAAAAAAAAACUAUUGAAAUUUGAGUUUUUCUAGGUUUUAGAAGAAAAAAAAUCAAAUUUUUAUUCAAAAUUUGGGCAUAGCUUCCGCGUCCUACCUGAAAUGCCCAAAAAAUCAUAGAAACUUCAAAUUUUCCUGGAAUUUCAACUAGAAAUUCCAGGAAAAUUCGAAAAUCUAGGAUUUUUUGCGCGAUUUCAGAAAAGACUUUUAAAUUUUUUAAUUUUUGAAUUCAAAAUUCAUAACCUAACCCCCUCUAAAUUUCCAGGACUUCAAGCCCGAAAUGAUGAUGCAACACGGACCAAUGGGCCCAGUUCUCAUGGACCAAGCCCACUUCUAUCAUCCCUACUCGCUCGAAGGAAUGAAGAAGCGAAAUGCGACAAAAGAAGCCACCGAGCCGCUGAAAAUCUGGCUCCGCGCUCAUCAGAAAAAUCCCUAUCCAACGAAGGGUGACAAGGUUUUGCUGGCCAUGCAAACACGUAUGACAUUAACACAGGUUGGUUAUUUUUGUUUGGGCCAAGUGUACUUAGCACUAAUUCGUGUUUUCUUUACAUGUCCCGCAGUUUUAUUACGGGGGUACUAAAAAACAAUUAGUCUAGUAAUUUAUCUGAGCUUCUAUAUAUUCUUUUUCGCUAAUUCAAAAUUUGGCGCCAAGCCGCACCCUCUAGAAAAAACGACCUUUCUGAGUAACCAAAAAGAAAAACAUCGACAGUAAUCUAUUUAAUCGUAUCAUUUCUCUCCUAAUGUUUAUGUUUGACCAUCAAAAUAACUAGGUAUUCAUUCAGUGGCAAAAAAUGGAGAGAAAGAGAAACAAAAGAUGGUUGGACGAGAUAAACACACACACACAAAGUGUUAAUUAAUGUGUUUCAUUUCAAUUGUGACAAGUUUAGUUUAGUGUUUUCGAGAGAGAGAGAGAGAAAAAAGACAUUGAAAACGAAAACAUUUGAUUUCGAAACCAAGAAAUGUGGCGCGAAAAAAAAACUUAAUUAGAAAAAUCUCGGGGUUGGGCACCAAGAAAUUUUCGAAAUUUGGGCAUAGCUUCCGCAUCCCAGCUGAAAUGUCCAAAAAUCAUAGAAAGCUCGGAUUUCCCUGCAAUUCCAGCUAGAAAUCCCAGGAAAAUCCAAUUUUCUAUGAUUUUUUGCGCUAUUUCAGAAAAAAUGUUCGAAAUUUGGGCAAAGCUUCCGCGUCCCAGCUGAAAUGCUCAAAAAAUCAUAGAAACAUUGGAGAUUUCUUGAAUUCCAGCUAGAAAUCCCAGGAAAAUCCAAUUUUUUAAGAUUUUUUGCGCAAUUUCAGAAAAAUGUUCAAAAUUUGAGCAUAGCUUCCGCAUCCCAGCUGAAAUGCUCAAAAAUUCAUAGAGCAAUCGGAGAUUUCUGGAAUUUCAGCUAGAAAUCCCAGGAAAAUCCAAUUUUCUAUGAUUUUUUGCGCUAUUUCAGAGAAAACUAUUGAAAUUUGAUUUUUUCUAGGUUUUAGAAAAGAAAAAUCAAAUUUUUAUUCAAAAUUUGGGCAUAGCUUACGCAUCCCAGCUGAAAUGCUCAAAAAAUCAGAGAUUUCUGAAAUUUCAGCUAUAAAUCCCAGAAAAAUCCAAUUUUCUAUGAUUUUUUGCGCGAUUUCAGAAUGUGCUAGGUUUUAUUCCAUUAAAAUUCGAGUAGAGCUUUCGCGCUCUACCGAAGUCAGCCCACAAAAAUCCAAUUUUCGCGCAAUUUUCACACAAAAUUCCCCCAACAACCCAAAAAACAUUUCAGGUUUCCACCUGGUUCGCCAAUGCUCGCCGUCGCCUAAAGAAAGAGAACAAAAUGACGUGGUCGCCUCAAAACCGCCGCGGUGAUUGCGACGACGACGAUUUCGACAACGACGACGACGAUCUCAACCGCCCAUCCAGCUCAAAUUCAAUCGUCUCAACGCUCGACCUCAAAAUCGGCGCAAAACGCUCAAGUCCCUGUCCAUCCGGUGGAAGUUCCGAUGAUCUACUAUUAACCACAACACCCAAAAAAGCAAAGAUCUGGAGUAUUGCAGAUGUUGCAUCAGAGGAAAGUGACAAAAAGGUGAGAAAAUAUGUUUAUUUUCAAUACAUUAUUACACCGUGUCUGUAGCUGGCACAGAAUAAACAAAUUAUAAAUAUGUAUAAAGUAUAUAAAUAUACAUAUACAUAUAUACUUUUAUCGCUUGUCAAACACUUUUUAAACAUACAUUUGACAAAAAAAGGGAUGACAAAUAACUCAAACAUACUUAUGUUUUCAGGAUUCUUCCCCAUCUUCCGACGAAAAUACCGCAUCAAAUUUGCUUAGUGAAGCAAUGAGAUCGCAAAAAUCCUUCCAAGAAAAUCUAAUGGCAAUCGCUCGACACAAUCCACAUCUCAUGGCUUCAAUGCGAAUGAUGAACCCGGCCGCUGGAUUCAUGUUCAAUCCAAUGCAAAUGUUCGCAUUGAACAUGCAACAACAAGCGGCGCAAGCUGCGGCUGCUGCGGCGGCUGCUGCGCAAAAUGCGGGUAGUGGAAAUGGAUUGAAUUUGACUACUUCUACAACACAAAAUGCUUCAUCACAAGGUAAAUUUUGAGGGUUUUGGAUGGAUUUUAUGAGAAAUUUGGGCAUAGCUCACCUGAAAUGCCCAAAAAAUCAUAGAAAUCUCGGAUUUCCCUGCAAUUUCAGCAAGAAAUUCCAAGAAAAUUCAAUUUUUUAUGAUUUUUUGCGCAAUUUCAGAGAAAACUAUUGAAAUUUGAUUUUUUCUAGGUUUUAGAAGAGUUAGAAUUCAAAAUUUGGGCAUAGCUUCCGCAUCUCACCUGAAAUGCGCGAAAAAUCAUAGAAAUCUCGGAUUUCCCUGCAAUUUCAGCUAGAAAUUCCAGAAAAAUCCGAAAAUCUAUGAUUUUUUGCGCUAUUUCAGAAAUUCAUUCAAAAUUUGGGCAUAGCUUCCACAUCUCACCUGAAAUGCCCAAAAAAUCAUAGAAAUCUCGGAUUUCCCUGCAAUUUCAGCCAGAAAUUCCAGUAAAAUCCGAAAAUCUGUGAUUUUUUGCGCUAUUCCAGAGUUUGAAUUCAAAAUUUGGGCAUAGCUUCCGCGUCCCACCUGAAAUGCCCAAAAAAUCAUAGAAACUUCGAAUUUUGCUGCAAUUUCAGCUAGAAAUCCCAAGAAAAUCCGAAAAUCUAUGAUUUUUUGCGCUAUUUCAGAAUUUCAACUCAAAAUUUGGGCAUAGCUUCCGCGUCCCACCUGAAAUGCCCAAAAAAUCAUAGAAAAAUUGGAUUUCCCUGCAAUUUCAGCCAGAAAUUCCAAGAAAAUCCAAUUUUCUAUGAUUUUUUGCGCUAUUUCAGAAACUCCAAAAAUCGAGCAAAGUUUAUACACAAAAAGUUUCCACCCCAAUUUCAACGAAUCCCGCUUAUCAUCAAAACGUUCACCAAAUCAAGAGCAACUUAUUUCAAUAAGUCGACAAGUUAAGCCGAUUUGUCUCGAUUCAACACAAAAAACUGAUAGUAUAGUACAUAGAUAGGUGUUCAUUGACAUGUCAAACAUAAAUUGACAGCAUUUCGCUUUUAUCUAUCUACACAAAAAACGACAAGUUUAUGAUUUACGACGGGGGAAAAGUACGAAAAAGGGUUCCCAAAAGUGACCUAACGGGGAUUAGUUUUAAUGCACCGGGGUUCCUGGUGUUCUUAAAAAUGAUUUAUGAGCUUCUACAUUUUUUGUUAGUUUAAAAAUAUAUAUAAUAUUUUUAUAGGUUUGCAAUCUGAAGAAUCUGGAACAACACCAACUUCUGAAGCAUCGCCAGCGGCUUCGCCAAAAUCUGCACCAAUAAUUUCGCCAGCUCCUCCAAGGACAGCCACCCCAGCCUAUUAA
This is a messenger RNA of Caenorhabditis angaria, 5339 nucleotides long. NCBI's taxonomy places the organism in Eukaryota, Metazoa, Nematoda, Chromadorea, Rhabditida, Rhabditidae. The record is from the annotation of a GenBank genome assembly.